Molecule: messenger RNA, 1119 nt
Organism: Lachnellula hyalina
Lineage: Eukaryota; Fungi; Ascomycota; Leotiomycetes; Helotiales; Lachnaceae
Gene: uge1
Product: UDP-glucose 4-epimerase
Exons: 4
Coding region: 1-1119 (372 amino acids)
Biological process (GO): beta-D-galactose catabolic process via UDP-galactose, Leloir pathway
Cellular component (GO): cytosol
Molecular function (GO): UDP-glucose 4-epimerase activity
Source: RefSeq, a predicted model, not a curated record
AUGGCUGUAGGAACCGUUCUAAUCACCGGAGGAACUGGCUACAUUGGAUCCUUCACAUCUCUCGCGCUCCUCGAGCAUGGAUACGAGGUCAUCGUUGUGGACAGCUUGUACAAUUCCUCGGAAGUCUCCCUCGAUCGCAUUGAGCUUCUGUGCGGCAAGCGACCAUCUUUCUACAAGGUCGACAUCACCGACGAGGAAGCCUUAGAUAAGGUCUUUGCUGCCAAUCCCAAUAUUGACAGUGUCAUUCAUUUCGCCGCUCUCAAGGCUGUCGGCGAAUCUGGUGAAAUUCCCCUCGAAUACUACCGCGUCAACGUCGGCGGGACAAUCACUCUCCUCCGCUGCAUGGCCAAGCACGAUGUCCCCAACAUUGUAUUCUCCUCAUCCGCGACUGUCUAUGGCGACGCCACUCGAGUUCCCAACAUGAUCCCCAUCCCCGAACACUGCCCCAUCGGCCCCACGAACCCUUACGGACGCACCAAGAGCACAAUUGAGCUGGUUAUUACCGAUCAUAUUGAUGCUCAGCGUAACAAUGCGAAGAAGGCGGGUAAGCCGUACGAGAAGUGGAAUGGUGCGCUGUUGAGAUACUUUAAUCCUGCUGGUUCGCACCCGAGUGGGAUUAUGGGAGAGGAUCCAUUGGGUGUACCAUUCAACUUGCUGCCAUUGCUGGGCAAGGUUGCAACUGGCCAGCGAGACAAGCUUUUGGUUUUUGGUGAUGACUACCCCUCCAGAGACGGCACCGCAAUCCGCGACUACAUCCACGUCGUAGACCUUGCCAAAGGCCAUCUAGCCGCUCUAAACCACCUCCGCGAAGCCAACCCCGGCGUCCGAGCCUGGAACUUAGGCUCUGGUCGCGGCUGUACCGUAUUCGAGAUGAUCAAGGCGUUCAGCAAUGUGGUAGGCCGAGAUCUCGCAUACGAGGUUGUGCCACGCCGUGCAGGAGACGUCUUGGAUCUUACUGCUAACCCCAGUCGCGCAAAUGAGGAGUUGAAGUGGAAGACUGAGCUUACGCUUGAGGAUGCUUGUGAGGAUUUGUGGCGGUGGGUUAGCAAUAACCCCCAGGGGUAUCGUCAGGACCCUCCGGAGGAGUUGGUCAAGGCUAUUAAGGAAGGGAAGAAAUGA